This is a messenger RNA of Ilyonectria robusta, 2628 nucleotides long. Its product is annotated as Muniscin C-terminal mu homology domain-containing protein. The record is from RefSeq and is a predicted model, not a curated record. Gene Ontology annotation, biological process: septin cytoskeleton organization. The transcript is spliced from 6 exons. NCBI's taxonomy places the organism in Eukaryota, Fungi, Ascomycota, Sordariomycetes, Hypocreales, Nectriaceae. Gene Ontology annotation, cellular component: cell division site; plasma membrane; endocytic vesicle. Bases 1 to 2628 code for a protein of 875 amino acids.
AUGGAGGACAUGGCUAGGACCGAGUAUCCGGCUAUGCUGGCAAAUCUCCAGCCUAGCCAGGCAGUACAAACCCUCACAGACCGAGUAAAGCGCAUCAACCGGGUCAAUUCCGAAGUUGCAGAUUGGCUCCAGGAGCGCCGUCGUGUCGAGGACCAAUACGUCCAGAGUUUGCGAAAGCUCGCCCAAUUCAAGGUGCCUAAUGCGCAGACGGAGCUGAGCGUCUUUCAGGCCCCAUGGAACCGAAUCGUUGACUCUGUCGAGGCCAUCGCCCACUCCCACCACCUCUUUGGCGAGCGCAUCGAAAAAGACCUCGAGUUCCCGCUCCGCAACUUCCACCACCGCACCGAUGCCCAGAACAUGAACACAAUGGCCUCCAACCUGGCCUCCAUGGCUAGGGAUCUGGAGGAUGCGCAGAAUCAAUCCGACAAGCUUAGCAGAAAGGGCGGUCGUGCUAAUACCCAAAAGGUCGAUGCCGCCUCAUCCAGACUCGAGGCCGCUUCCCAGCAAUGGGAGGCACAGGCGCCAUUCAUCUUCGAGUCUCUCCAGGCACUCGACGAGUCGCGAGUCAACAAUCUUCGAGAUCUCCUGACCCAAUAUCAAACCCACGAAUCCGACCAAGCUCAGCGUACUCAAGACCACGCCGUUCAGACACUCGCUCUGAUGCUGGAAAUCGAUACAGAAAAGGAGAUCCAGACCUUUGUCCACAAGGCCACUGCUGGAAAGACGAGGUUGCCCACGAGAACAUCCACCCGACAGUCUUCCGUUGCGGGCACCACGAGCUCUGCACCGGCCCCCCCGAGCACCGCGGGCAGCGCCAGCAUCCAACCGCCCAGCGUCCCGCCCAGCAUCCAGGCUCCGGAUGACGAUGUUAGCGAACACAACUCCGUUCCGGCUGAGCCCAAGCCAGAAUCCAAAUUGAGACGUCUCGGAACAAUGUUUGGCGGUCGACGACGUCAGAGCAUGCAUGGCGGCUUCGGUCAGCUCUCUCCUCAAAAGGCUCCCACCUUUGGACGACUUGGUACGAGCCACAGCCACCAUAGCCACGGCGUCUCUCCUAGGUCGUCCUCCACCAACCUACAAGAGCAUAACCGUUUGUCAUCUCUAGCCGAAACCCCCGACACCCCUAGGCUCGCCGAUUCCGAUUCGUUCCCGCCCCAGUCGGCAGCUUCGCACGAGAACACGAAUGGAGUGACGCUCCAUGACGCUCCUAUGGAAAUGUCUACACUCGUCCCGACUACCAGCGGCGUCAAUGGCAAUCAUGAGAAGGAUGUGUCGGAUGUUCCACCUCCUCCAGGCCCCCCUCCGUCUCAGCAAGAAAGCCAACCGCCACCUGGGUCCAAGGAUGCCGAAGGCUUCACGAUUCCGCCACCCAUGAACGACCCGAUUUCGGAGGCCCAGAAGGAAGCAGCUGGCGAGGACCCAGAGCAAAUGUUCAAGCUCAACAUCCAUCAAACGCCUGUUGAAGUGGAAGAUCCACAUGAAAAGCAAGCUGCCCUUUCCAGCGUUGUCAACAGUCUCAAGAUAGGCCCUGCCACCCGUCGAUCCAGUACCAUCAGAGGCCGUCGCGAUAUUCGCCAUACUGUCUACGUCCCGCCGCCGAACCUGCCCGAGAGCAACACCGCGUCUACACUGGGAGGGAUCCCGCUAUCUCCCUCCCUGCCUACUUCACUGUCCAAGUCCAGCGCCGUAGCUGCAUUGGCGUCUGAAGCCAGCAUUGCCGCGACCUCGGACACACAAUCAGUUCGGUCAGGGAACUCCCUGGGAAGCCUCGUGCACCCCAAGCACCCCGACAUGACAGCCCCUGGUCUGAACUCGUCCAUCAUCGAGACGGUGUCUGCUGUUUUUGAAGAGGGAGUUGUCAAGUCGUCAUCCGUUGCAGGUGAAGUUGCCUUUGUCAACAAUCCCAGUGACUCAGGCGACAUAAAGGAUCACGAAACAAUCCGCAUCAACAACUUUGCUGCCCUUGAACGUAUUGGACCUAACCGCAUUUUCGUCCAAAACUCUUCUCCCGACCAGCAAGAUCAGUUCUCUCUCGACGUUUCCCACCUCACGAGAACCUCGACGGCAUUCUCAUACCGACUUUUUACUGAAGAGCCGGAGGCCCUGGGACACCACGCUCCUCUACUGCUGAAGCUCGCCUGGAAGCCGCAAGGUGACAAGUUGGGAUUACUUCUACAGUACCAUCUCAACCCGGCUUGCGAGUUGACUGCCCCGGUGAUCUUGCACAAUGUCGUCUUUGUGGUGACUUAUGAUGGUCGUGCCAGUGGCGCUCAGACAAAGCCUACCGGAACUCAUCUCAAGGACAAGCACCUAGUCUACUGGCGCGUAGGAGACAUUACGCUUACAGACGCUCCGCAAAAGAUUGUGUGUCGCAUGAUUGGCGCCGAGGGCGUCUGUCCCAACCCGGGACAUGUUGAAGCCAGGUGGGAAUAUACAGCUUCAGGAGACGAAGUUGUAGGCAGCGGCAUCUCCAUCUCACGACUUGACGAAGGAAAGGGCAAGGUCAAAGAGCUAACCGACGACGAUCCUUUCGCUGAUGAUACCUUGACGACAUCGAGCCAAGAGCCCCAGUGGGUAGAUGUGCCCGCAAUCAGAAAGCUUGUGAGCGGAAAAUACGAGGGCAGGUAA